This is a messenger RNA of Echinops telfairi (small Madagascar hedgehog), 186 nucleotides long. RefSeq names its product metallothionein-2D-like. The record is from RefSeq and is a predicted model, not a curated record. Bases 1 to 186 code for a protein of 61 amino acids. NCBI's taxonomy places the organism in Eukaryota, Metazoa, Chordata, Mammalia, Afrosoricida, Tenrecidae. The transcript has a single exon. Gene Ontology annotation, molecular function: metal ion binding.
AUGGACCUCAACUGCUCCUGCGCCACCAGAGGCUCCUGCACCUGUGGUGACUCCUGCAAAUGCAAAGAGUGCAAAUGCACAUCCUGCAAGAAAAGCUGCUGCUCCUGCUCCCCUGCCGGCUGUGCCAAGUGUGCCCAGGGCUGCAUCUGCAAAGGGGCAUCGGACAAGUGGAGCUGCUGUGCCUGA